Messenger RNA from Fusarium vanettenii 77-13-4, 831 nucleotides. RefSeq lists its product as uncharacterized. The transcript has a single exon. Bases 1 to 831 code for a protein of 276 amino acids. The record is from RefSeq and is a predicted model, not a curated record. Lineage: Eukaryota; Fungi; Ascomycota; Sordariomycetes; Hypocreales; Nectriaceae.
AUGUCCAGUCGACUGACAACAUUGAGACAUGUUCUCACCCAACAGAAGCGUCGUGUGCCUUGCGAUAUCGAGCCAGGAAGAAACUCUGUCAACAAAGGGUGGCCACAGCUCGACAGUUCGGGAAUCAGCAUUUGGGACGAAUUUAUCCUACCCAACCUCAACGCAAGCUACGGCCACGUCCUCGACCUUGCCAUCCCAGAGGAACUAGUGGCAGUCCCCCAAGCUAGCCAGGCCCUUGCUGGGAUUUCCCUCAGUAAAGAACAGGACAUGAACUACCUGAUGGGAUGGAACGAUGGGGUUCUGAAGAAGACCCUCCAGUUUGCCCAGGCGCAUCUCGACCUUCAUCGCGGCAUCGUUUUGAACCACAGCGUCGUGGCCACCGAUACUUCGGCCCUUGUCAUAGUGUCGGACGGAGAUCGAAAAGCUUGGGUGACCCAUCUCAUCGAGUUGGAUAACUACCCUGGGCCAACCCGCCUCGUAGUUGGCCUGGCGAGAUCAAGCUCAAAGUGGAGUGGGCGUAACGUGGCGAGUCAGCUCGAGAAUGGAGUCAAGACAGAGCACAUCUGGCCUCUCAGACAGCUCGCAAACGCCUGCAAACUCGCCGGUACACCAUAUGGCUACAUCCAGACGGAUAAGGAACAGGUGGUUUGCCGGUUUGAUCUAAAUACCGCGGAUCUGAAGGUGGCCAUUAUGCCCAUCCCCUGGUCCCAGUACGACAGCACGGUUCUCACCACUGACCUCGCCCUCUGGUGGCUUUGCAUGCUGGCAAUGGCGAAUAUCGGCUCGUCACCAUCGUUCCAUAGUCAAGGAGGCCCAAGUGGUCGGGGUUGA